CAUACUUGCUAUAGCAGGAAAGAGAAGGAGAAGCAAGGGAAAAGGAGAGAAAGAGAGAGACUCGAUUUAAAUGUGGCACUGAGAAAAACAAAGGAGGGAAAACAGAUUGUGUAUUAAGAUGUGUUGCCUCUGGUGAAGCGCCAGUUGAAGACGAGGAAGAACAUUUGCAGCCUUCAGUUCUCAGUAUUAUUAGCAUUAGUUUCUGCUUUGGUCAGCUCGGAGACGAGAAGCAGCCAGUGGAAGACGGCAGAAACUUCAAACUGAGCUGCUGGGAGUCCACGACGGACAGCAAGGGAUUUAAUUCGAGAUCCUGGUUUCAGAUAAAGGAGCAUUCUGUGAAACUGAGGAGCAAAGAUGAACCAAACUGCAUCCGUGUCUCAUCAGAUUGAGUGUCAACCUGCCAAGGACACCAAGGAGUUUGUGGACGUCAGCCCCCCUCAGAGGAACUGGAAGGGCAUCGCCAUCUCUCUGCUGGUGAUCGUGGUGGUCUGCUCACUCAUCACCAUGUCUGUGGUCGUCCUCACACCCAUGGAGCUCCCCGGCAGCAGCAAGUCCAGGAUGACUGUGGCAGAUCUUUACAAACCAGAAUUUAGCAUUCAUGAUCCAGAGGCCACGUGGAUCAGCGAUUCAGAGGUGGUGUACAGGAACCGGGACGGUCACAUCAUCAAGUUUAACUUUGUCUUGAACGAGACAGAAGUCAUAUUGAGCAACAGCACAUUUGUGGCUUUCAAGGUGGCAAAGUACUCGCUCUCUGCAGACCUGAAGUACGCACUCUUUGCUUACGAUGUCAAACCGAUGUACAGAUAUUCAUACAUGGCGUCCUACAUCAUUUACAACAUCUACACCAGGGAGGUUUGGGAGCUAAACCCUCCAGAGGUUCAGAACGCAGUGCUCCAACAUGCAGCAUGGGGACGACAAGGACAACAGCUGAUCUACAUCUUUGAGAAUAACAUCUACUACCAGUCAGAUGUGAGGAGUAACUCCCUGAGGAUCACCUCCUCUGGGAUGGAGGGAGUCAUCUUCAAUGGACUCGCCGACUGGUUGUAUGAAGAAGAGAUUCUGCAUUCGCACUUGGCUCACUGGUGGUCGCCUGAUGGAGAGAGACUGGCUUUCCUCACUGUCAAUGACACCCUGGUGCCCAACAUGGCUCUGCCCCAGUUCACUGGCAGCACCUACCCCCGAGCACUGCAGUACCCGUAUUCUAUGGCCGGUCAAACGAACCCUGCUGUCAAGUUGUCGGUGGUCAACCUGUUUGGAGCGACACACACUCAGGAACUGCAGCCUCCAGAUCAGCUCAGACUGAGGGAUUUCUAUGUCACCAUGGUGAAGUGGAUCAGUAGUACUCACCUCGCCGUGCGGUGGCUCAACAGGCCCCAGAACGCUUCACUGCUGACAGUGUGUGACACUACCAUAGGAGUCUGUCUUCAGAGACAUGAGGAAUCUUCAGAGACAUGGCUCUCCAGACAGACACAGGAGCCACUGUUUUCCAAGGACAGGAGCAGGUUUUUUCUCACGGUGCCCGUGAAACAAGGAGGUCAGGGAGAUUUUCACCACAUCACAAUGUUCACCAAAAAGUUACAUAGUGACCAGGACGAGGCCCACCACUUAACGUCAGGAGACUGGGAGGUGACAAAAAUCGUAGCUUACGAAGAAAACAAUGAGAUCAUAUACUUUCUGAGCACAGAGAAGUCUGCACAACAGAGACAUUUAUUCAGUGUGUCGACCCUCGGCCUGUUUCCACGUCGGUGUCUAACCUGUGGACUGAAGGAGAAGUGCACGUUUUUUGACGCAGACAUCAGCCCCGAUGCACAGCAUGCCAUCCUGCACUGUAAAGGUCCUGGAGUUCCAGCUGUGCUGCUUCUAAGCUUUGAUGAUGUGGACUCAUAUUUCAUCUUGGAGAACAACCUCCCUCUGCGGUCUGCGCUGGAGACCACAAGGAGGGUUAAGGCUGACAUCCGGAUGAUCACUAACGACGACUUUGAGCUGCCUCUGAAGCUCAUCUAUCCUCAUGAUUUCUCUGAGUCCUACCUCUAUGGCCUUCUCCUUGUUGUCGGCAGUUCUCUGGGUGAUCAGGCGGUGACAGAAGAGUUCAGGUUGGACUGGGACUGGGUGUUGGUGGGAACUGAGCAGGUCAUCGUGGCACAACUCGACGGGAGAGGCUCAGGCUUCAGAGGUCAAAGGGUUUUACAGCAGGUCCAUCAGAGACUUGGCACCGUAGAUGCAGAGGACCAGAUCACAGCUCUGGAAUACCUACUGAAGCUGCCAUUCAUUGAUCACACUCGUGUUGGAGUUUUUGGAAAGGACUACGGUGGCUUCCUCACACUGAUGAUGCUGAAGUCGACAGAGAGGCUGAUCAGAUGCGCUGCAGCUCAGGCUCCUGUCAUUGACUGGACCAUGUACGCCUCUGCGUUUUCAGAGCGAUACUUUGGUUUGCCUUCCACCGAGGAGAACAGAUACCAAGCCUCCAAAGUUCUGCCCAACAUGAAAGGUCUGCAGGGAGGAAGUCUGUUUUUAGCUCAUGGGACUGCUGACGCAAAUAUUCACUUCGGGCACUCGGCAGAGCUCAUCAAGCAUCUAAUAAAGAUCGGAGCCAACUACACUAUGCAGAUUUAUCCAGAUGAAGGACACUUCCUGUCAAGACGCAGCCAGAUUCAGCUGACUCACUCCCUAAUUGGAUAUUUUAAAGGUUGUCUGCUUGACGCAUCAUCGUUACUCGACCAGCAACGAAGUGAUGAGUGAGAGGGUGAUUACUGGCCCGUGUUCCACAACUACGUGUGUCUGUGUGUUUCUGAGCACACGUGCCCCUGGUAGGCUGAGUGUGUGAGUGUUUGUGUUUUCUACCCGUAGCACAAUGUUUGAUGGACACAACAAGCUUCUCCUGAAACAUAUCAGACUAGUUUCUAUAGCUCAUCACCUCAGCAGAAUAAAUCUCUCAUAUUCAGCCCUGAUAGCAAGUAUCAUGAUGUCAUUUUCAGCUUUUUCACCUUGUCUUGUGUAGCAUGAUUUUAUAACCCAACAAAGUAUUGUUAGACCAUCUAUUAAUUGUGCUUGAUCUUCUGCUGUGGACAACAGAGUUGGACUUUAGUGUUGCAGAUCCUAGCAGAGAUGUUCUGUUGAUGUCAUGGAUGGAUUAUGACACAAUGACCGUAGACUUGUAAAAGACCUCCCCACCGUUCAACAUAGCAGCAAGGCACGAAGACUGAAACGGACACAGUUUGUUUGUAUUUUUAAGGUUUUUGUUGUUGUUAUCUUGUAGGAUGCUUUGCAUGUCUUUAUAGUCAUUCUGCAUUUCCUUGCAGUUGUUUAGUGUCUUGGUGGACAUUUUGUGUUUCUUUUUAGUCAUUUUUGCAUCUUUUGUUGUUGUUCUGUGUCUCAUUUUGGCCAUUUUUGCUCUCUUUUUGGGAUAUUUUGCAGGUGGGCCCCAGGGGCCUCCUGACCCUUUUGGCCUUGGGCCUGUGCCCAGGCAGCCUGUGCUGUAAUCCAUCCAUGGUUGCUGGGUUGAAACUUGUUAGUAUGUUUUUCCUUUGGCUGUAUGAUGAAUGGAUUUUUUUAAAAACCUACUGUGUUAUUUACAAACUCUUUCUCAAAGCACUAAAAGUUUUAAUUUUGAUGCAGAUGACAUCAGUCUGAAAAUGCACAGAUGUCAUUGGUUUUGUGAAACUUACACUGGAAAAAGUUGUUUUAAAGUGUGACAGAGCCUGGCAUCAAGCAGUUUUGGGACAUAUUGUUACUCUUAUGGCAGCUUUGUUUCCCUCUUCUGAUCAAACAUGACUGACUCAUCAUGGCCAAAUAGCCUCUUAGGGAAAAUGUCUUUCUUGGGUUUUGUCAUAUCAACCAUUGUAUAUUUACUGUAUGUGGAGCAGCUUAACUGAUUUUCAAAUAUGGCUGCAGAUUUGUAGUUAUCAAGCUUGUACACAGCAGUAUUGCUAAAUCAGUGUAUAAAACUUUGUUUUAGGAUCUUUUUAUCACACUCCGUUGGCUAAUUUCUGCUGUAAUGUACUCAUUUGUGAUGCUUUGAUAGUUUCAGGCCACUGUUAGUGGGGCAGAGGAUUUAUUUGUGUUUUUCUCAUUUCUGUUGGUUGCCUGAAUUGUUUUAAAAUAUCUAGUGUCCCUUUAAAUUGUUGGAUGACAAAACCACUUACUGUUUAGUAAGAGUAAUAUUAUUUUUGUUUUAUACAUUGAAAUUACUGUCCUAAUUUAUUAAUUAAAAAUUCUCUUACUAUUUCAAGAGCACUUGCUUUUCACUUUGGAGCCCAAUUUGUGUAUUUCCAGUUGCUUGAAAUGCGUUUGUGUUGUAUCAAACAGUGUGGAAAUACUCCAGGUUAUAGUCUUAUCCAUAAAGUAUUGCAAUAAAAGGUAUCAUAAGGGUUAUGGCAGCUCCGAGCCUGAGAGCGUUAUUCACUGUGAUUAUGGGUAUGAGUGAAUCAGACAAUUACUGCUGGCUGCACACCAAUUCCUUUAAUCACAGUGAUGUACUGUACGUCUUGGGUGCUGCUGCAGCUUUUAAAUAUGAGGAGACAGUGAGUGUUCACUGUCUGGGGUUUCAUUUUCGCAUAACAUUUUAAACAUAAAAAACAAUGAUGCCAUCAUACAACAGGCACUGGUAUGAAUUGUGAUAUCCCCUAAAGCAAUCGGUUGCCAUGCCGACAUCUUUGGUAGCCUUGGAGACAGCUAUGCUCUCAUAAUUAAUUUAAACAUGAAGCAUGGAGCUCUUUGCGUCCUGAUGCAAACAUCAUCCUGCAUUUACCUGCUGCUGCUGCCCGUGUGUUUAACUUUUCUUCUGGGUGGGUGGCAUUGUAAGUGUGGGAGGAAUUAACAGAAGCUUACUGUAUUUUUCAGCUGUUUUAAUAUUAAAGAACAAUGAACAAGGCAUUUUUG
Messenger RNA from Monopterus albus (swamp eel), 4878 nucleotides. RefSeq names its product inactive dipeptidyl peptidase 10-like. NCBI's taxonomy places the organism in Eukaryota, Metazoa, Chordata, Actinopteri, Synbranchiformes, Synbranchidae. The transcript has 27 exons. The coding region runs from base 355 to 2739 and encodes 794 amino acids. Gene Ontology annotation, biological process: regulation of potassium ion transmembrane transport; proteolysis. Gene Ontology annotation, cellular component: voltage-gated potassium channel complex; plasma membrane. The record is from RefSeq and is a predicted model, not a curated record. Gene Ontology annotation, molecular function: serine-type peptidase activity; potassium channel regulator activity.